CUUUAUAAAAUCAUAAUAUCUCUCAAAAGCAAACCUCAGCCACCCACAAGCUGUGUGGAAUCAUCAUAUCAUUUGACAUGAUAAAAGGUAAUUAAUCUGAUGAAGUUGAAGCAAAUAGUAGCUACAAAGUGGUUUUAAUGGUGGUUGUGAAGCUACAAAGUGGCCAAUUCUUGAGAGCUCCAGUUGAGAGGAUUGGGAGCAGAAGGAGGGGAAGAGGACUUAUCCGAUGUGGGAUUGCAGAGGCAUCGGGGGAGCCAGCUCCAUUGGGGCAGAAGACAAAGUACAGUGAUGGGGCGUUUGAGAAGGUUUUUAUGACACUUUUUGCUGGAAAAAUGGAGAAAUUUUCAAAGGAGGAGAAGAAGAAGGGAAAAUGGUGGGAUCUUUAUGAUUAUGAAAGCUUUGUGGAUGCUUCCAAGAGAGUAAUGCAAGGCAGAAACCGAGUGCAGCAGCAGCAAGUUGUGCGUCAGGUUCUCUUGUCUAUGCUUCCUCCCGGUGCACCUGCACAGUUCAGGAAAUUGUUCCCGCCGACGAAGUGGGCUUGUGAAUUCAAUGCGUCAAUAACAGUGCCAUUUUUUCAGUGGUUGGUCGGCCCCUCCGAGGUGGUGGAAGUGGAGGUAGAUGGUAUAAAGCAAAGAAGUGGAGUUCAUAUAAAGAAGUGCCGGUACCUGGAGAACAGUGGGUGUGUUGGUAUGUGUGUGAAUAUGUGCAAGAUACCCACACAAGAUUUCUUCACCAAUGAAUUUGGGCUCCCUCUCACCAUGAAUCCUAAUUUUGAAGACAUGAGUUGCGAGAUGAUAUAUGGCCAAGUUCCACCGCGGUUUGAAGAGGAUCCAGUAUCUAAUCAACCUUGCUACACAAAUUUAUGUUCCCUGGCGAAUCCUAGUGCCUCUUUAUGUCCUAAAUUACAAGCUUGAAUGCAUUAUCUCAUGAAAAUUUAUGAAAAAUACUCAGAUGCUGGUAAUAUCCAUAUUCAUCACCCGUAGAAAACUCUUUUAUUUUUUGAAAUAUAUUAAAAAAAAUCAUGUCAAAAA
Molecule: messenger RNA, 1031 nt
Organism: Momordica charantia (bitter melon)
Lineage: Eukaryota; Viridiplantae; Streptophyta; Magnoliopsida; Cucurbitales; Cucurbitaceae
Product: beta-carotene isomerase D27
Molecular function (GO): iron ion binding
Source: RefSeq, a predicted model, not a curated record